This is a messenger RNA of Plenodomus lingam JN3, 4194 nucleotides long. Lineage: Eukaryota; Fungi; Ascomycota; Dothideomycetes; Pleosporales; Leptosphaeriaceae. The record is from RefSeq and is a predicted model, not a curated record.
AUGGCCGACAAGAGGGACAUAGGUCCCUCGCGCCCAAGAGCACCCACCAUCACCAUCGACACAUCUGCUACAAACGACCCGCGCGUCGGACAGCCUGUACCACGGGGAGACAUGGCAGAUAGCAGCAGGAGAUCAACACAUUCCAAUGGCGACGUCUCGCCGACGCAAAGAAGGGGCCCCUCGCAAGAGCUGCACAAUGCCAAUUCUUUCGACUCCAACGCGAGCAGGCCAAUCAGCCCCCACAAUGUCAGCUCGCCCGUCACAAGUUCGAAUCAUGCCGGCUUGUUGAGCGUCCCAGGCGCACAUUCCCGGGGCAACUCGAUCGAUUCUGCUACUGAGCAUGGCGAAUCCAACUCGAGUGCAACUUACGUUACCUCAUCACAAGGGGAUGCUCUCAAGGGCGACCUCGCACCCUCGGAAAUCCCAAGUGCCGAAGAGUCUUUGAAGCCAGAUCCGGGAACGGAACACGAAUUCGAGGUGGAAAACAACAAGUUUGCUUUCUCGCCUGGCCAACUAGGCAAGCUCUACAAUCCAAAGAGUCUGGGUGCUUUCCAUGCACUCGGAGGGCUCGAUGGAAUAGAAAAGGGUCUCAGGACCGACAGAAAAGCCGGUCUCAGUCUAGACGAGCAAUACUUGGAUGGAGUCGUCACCUUUGAAGAGGCAACCGCGCCAACCGUGUCGCAAUCUCCGCAGAAAUCCGCCACAAACGGCGCUGGACACGCCGAGAGUGAGCUCAAGAGUGCUGGAGAAAACGCAUUCGCCGAUCGAAAGCGCGUUUUCAGCGACAAUCGACUACCCGUACGGAAACCAAAGAACAUCUUCCAGCUCGCUUGGAUGGCCUACAACGAUAAAGUGCUCCUCUUGCUGACUGCAGCCGCCAUCAUCUCGCUUGCUCUUGGUCUCUAUCAAACUUUUGGUGCCGAACACGCGCCUGGUGAGCCCAAGGUGGAAUGGAUCGAAGGUGUGGCUAUUAUUGUAGCCAUCGCCAUCGUUGUCAUCGUCGGCGCGGCCAACGACUGGCAGAAGGAACGACAAUUCGUCAAGCUCAACCGGAAAAAGGAAGAUCGAACCAUCAAAGUGAUUCGCUCGGGUGCGACUCGCGAGAUUUCGGUGUACGACAUUUUUGUUGGCGACGUCGUCUGCUUGGAGCCCGGUGACAUGAUUCCCGUCGAUGGCAUUCUCAUCACAGGUCAUGGCAUCAAAUGCGACGAAUCCUCGGCUACCGGCGAAUCUGAUUUGUUGAAAAAGAUGUCAGGAGACGAAGCUUUCAAGGCGAUUGAGAGGCAUGACAACCUGAAAAAGGUGGACCCGUUUAUCCUUUCGGGAGCAAAAGUCUCGGAGGGUGUAGGGACCUUCAUGGUAACAGCUACCGGUAUCCACUCUAGCUACGGAAAGACGAUGAUGUCUCUACGCGAAGACAGUGAAGUCACUCCACUACAGAACAAGUUGAAUGUCCUUGCGACCUACAUCGCCAAACUGGGAGGAGCAGCGGCACUGUUGCUCUUCGUCGUCCUGUUCAUCGAAUUCCUCGUCCGCCUCAAGAGCGGCAACCGAACGCCAGCGGAAAAGGGUCAAAAUUUCCUCGACAUCCUCAUUGUUGCCAUCACUGUCAUCGUUGUCGCUGUUCCCGAAGGUCUACCGCUAGCAGUCACACUGGCUCUCGCUUUUGCCACAACGCGCAUGUUGAAGGACAACAACUUGGUUCGCUUGCUGCGCUCCUGCGAAACCAUGGGAAAUGCUACAACGAUUUGCUCGGACAAAACCGGUACCCUGACCCAGAACAAGAUGACGGUCGUUGCCGGUUCUCUUGGCACGGCUCUCCGCUUUGGUGACCACAAAUUGAAAGCAUCGGGUGCUCCCGAUGUAGACGAUGCUACCAAGGGCAAGGACGUUGUGGAAUCGCCCGUCGAGAACUCCAACGAUGUUUCUGCGACCGAGUUUGUAUCCACCCUGAACAAGGAAGUCAAAGAUCUACUCGAGCAAUCCAUUGUUCAGAAUACUACGGCCUUUGAAGGCGAGAUUGGAGGUCCUGAUCCCUUUAUUGGAUCCAAGACUGAAACCGCUCUCCUAGGAUUCGCACGCGACUAUUUGGGCAUGGGCAAUGUGGCACAGGAGCGCUCGAAUGCCAAUAUUGUCCAGGUAAUUCCUUUCGACUCUGCUAUCAAGUGCUCCGGAGCGGUUGCAAAACUCGACGAUGGCCGCUAUCGCAUGUAUGUCAAAGGUGCCUCGGAGAUUCUCCUAGGCAUGUGUGACAAGAUUGUUACAGAUGCGUCCAAGGAGCUGGUCGAAGCACCCAUGACCUCGGACAAUCGCGAGACUCUCGAACAGGUUAUUACGACGUAUGCCUCGCGCUCGCUGCGAACGAUUGGACUCAUUUACCGCGACUUUGAGAGCUGGCCACCUGCGGAUUCACGCAAGAAUGAAGACGAUCCUAGCCAGGCUGUCUUCUCAGACGUCUCGAAAAAGAUGACAUUUCUCGCUGUUGUGGGUAUUCAGGAUCCUCUACGACCAAGCGUCCGCGAGGCUGUCAAGGACUGCCAGCAUGCAGGUGUCUACGUACGCAUGGUCACCGGUGACAACGUGCUUACCGCCAAGGCAAUUGCUGAGGACUGCGGUAUCCUGGUUCCUGGCGGCGUCGUCAUGGAAGGGCCCACUUUCCGCAAGCUUUCCAAGAGAGACAUGGAUGCCGUCAUUCCAAAGCUUUGCGUUCUUGCUCGCUCCAGCCCUGAGGACAAGCGUAGGCUCGUGAAGCGUCUCAAGGAGCUCGGUGAGACUGUCGCAGUCACUGGUGAUGGAACCAACGAUGCUCCUGCGCUCAAGACGGCCGACGUUGGUUUCUCCAUGGGUAUUGCUGGUACUGAAGUGGCGAAAGAGGCGUCUGCUAUCAUCCUCAUGGACGACAACUUUGCCUCGAUUGUAAAGGCUUUGCUCUGGGGUCGCGCUGUGAAUGACGCUGUCAAGAAGUUCCUCCAGUUCCAGAUCACGGUCAACAUCACCGCUGUCCUGCUCACCUUUGUUUCGGCCGUUUCCAGUCCCGAUCAAACAUCGGUACUGACGGCCGUCCAACUGCUCUGGGUCAAUCUUAUCAUGGACACGUUCGCCGCACUCGCCCUCGCAACCGAUCCACCCACUCGCACUCUGUUGGACCGAAAGCCAGAUCCCAAAUCUGCUCCUCUGAUCACUCUUAGGAUGUGGAAGAUGAUUAUUGGUCAGGCCAUCUACCAACUCACAGUCACCUUCAUCCUGUACUUUGCGGGCAAAUCCAUUCUCUCCUAUGACAGUGACCGGGAAGCGGAACAGCUCCCUGCGCUUGUUUUCAACACGUUUGUCUGGAUGCAAAUCUUCAACGCAUUGAACAACCGCCGUCUAGACAACCGGUUCAACGUCUUCGAGGGCAUCACCCACAACUGGUUCUUCAUUGUCAUUUUGGCUAUCAUGAUUGGCGGUCAGACCAUGAUCAUCUUCGUUGGUGGCGUCGCCUUCAAGGUGACUCGCCUGAAUGGUGCUCAAUGGGGCUACUCGAUAGUCUUGGGUGCCUUGUCCCUGCCCGUUGGCAUGAUUGUCCGCUUGAUCCCAGACGAGCUCAUCCGCAAGUGCAUUCCCGAUUUCUUCAGGCGCAAACAGACGCCCGAGGUUGUCAUUUCUGACGAUGAUUACCAAUGGAACCAGGGUCUCCUUGAGAUUCGCGAUGAGCUUGCUUUCCUCCGAAAAGUGCGUGGAGGCCGCCUCAGCAGCUUGAAGUUCAAGGUUCAACACCCCAAGGAAAUCUUCACCAAGUCGCGGUCCAGCAUCUCGGCCCCGAGCACCCCCAACAAUGGACCGGCGGCAGACGAUGGUUCUCCCGCUCCACCGACACCCAACAGCCGCAGACGCGCCAGGUCGCGCUCCAACUCCGCCUUUGGUCCUGCCACCGUCAUGGCUGGUAUCGUUGCCGGCAGCAUUGGUGGCUGGUCUCCAAUCGACCGAACCGGUGACAACGAGUCGAUUAGAUUCGGCCGCAAUGCUACCAAGAACGAUCUUGAAGCCCAGGAUGGCGUCGAAGUCCAUCCCGAUACCAAAUCCACCGAACCCAUUCUCGCACCCAGCCCGAGCGAGUACCGUGGUCCUCCGAGCCAGAACAUGGAAACUACACCCAACUUUGUCACCGGCCCAUUUGCAUCUGGAGAGGGCAACACUAAGCCUCCCGCUUCAUGA